UAACUGUUUCAGGACAGAAGAAAACCAUGUUGAGAGAAGCACUGUGUAUUCUGGUCGUCUGUCUGGCUGUAGUCAUACCGGAAGUAGCCGGUGAUAGGUGCAAGCGCUACUCGGUAAACGGAUGCAGUAUCCCCGGUAAUCUCCCCUUUUUCUACAAGGAUCUAUUCACGGGCGCUUGUAACAGACACGAUGUUUGUUACAAUUGUGGCAGGUAUAGAGGUGUGAGUCGGCACACCUGCGAUCAUGACUUCCUCUACAAGAUGAAGAAACAGUGUCGUUGGUACCACAUCUACUGUACAACGAUUGCUAACAUGUAUUUCCUAGCCGUCAGGGCCGGAGGGUCGAAGCGAUACAAGCAGACGUCGCCAUGGUGGUGCGGCGAGAGCUGGGUUUCCGGUUGCAUGAAAUAGGUCAAUCAUUCGGAAGCAUGCCCGUGCAAAUGCCGAGAUAACUCCCAGUUUUGUUUCCUGCGGAGAAUAAACUGAGUAACAUAA
Messenger RNA from Gigantopelta aegis, 494 nucleotides. RefSeq lists its product as uncharacterized. The record is from RefSeq and is a predicted model, not a curated record. The transcript has 2 exons. Lineage: Eukaryota; Metazoa; Mollusca; Gastropoda; Neomphalida; Peltospiridae. Gene Ontology annotation, biological process: phospholipid metabolic process; arachidonate secretion. Bases 27 to 410 code for a protein of 127 amino acids. Gene Ontology annotation, molecular function: A2-type glycerophospholipase activity.